GUGGGCCAGGAGGAGAUGAAGCGCAGGAUCUUGAGCCGGGGGGAGACCAGCGGACGCAUCGACGACAAUGAGGAGACGCUCGUGAAGCGUUUCGUGACGUUCGAGGAGGCGACCUGGAACGGGGACGCGCAAGAGGCAGGCAUAGGAGGGCCACGUCCUCGGCCCAGAACGCAUUGCCGCGCCAGCGUUGGAUCCGUGGGAGCGUCAAGUCUCGUCUGGCCCACGUCAUUCGACGCAGAAGCGCCCGGGCUGAAAGAUUGUUGUCCAGUUUUGUCGCUCCCAUUCUGA
Prorocentrum cordatum is the source of this 288-nucleotide messenger RNA. NCBI's taxonomy places the organism in Eukaryota, Dinophyceae, Prorocentrales, Prorocentraceae. The record is from the annotation of a GenBank genome assembly.